Gryllus bimaculatus (two-spotted cricket) is the source of this 627-nucleotide messenger RNA. The record is from the annotation of a GenBank genome assembly. NCBI's taxonomy places the organism in Eukaryota, Metazoa, Arthropoda, Insecta, Orthoptera, Gryllidae.
AUGUUCGGAGAGAAGGGCUUGGGAUACAGUCUGGCCUACAACUACAUCGGAAGUUACGAGUCUAUUAUCCCCAAAAUGGUCUACUUCGGACUUAACUCCUACCUGGGCGGACUCAAACUUGGUAGCAGUGAGUUCGCCAUCGCACUGUCAAGUCUGCGCACACUCAUCGCGACAAUUGGCGACCAAAAAUCUGAAAGAGACCAGGAAAGAGGCCCGGGACCCAAAUUUGGUGUAGGACCAUUCACUUUGAGAGGCGUCACCAGCUUGGGCCCCCGCAUCGAGGAGCCUCUCGAAGGGCACAUUUACUUCCCAUCCCCUGGUGGGCCCCAGUUCGUCAACUUCAACGAGGACAACGUGGUCUCAAUAACGGAGGAUUUGAUCGUUCAGGCAAUCCAGUUUUUAUUUGAUCAGGAGUAUCACAAAUCCAAGCUUUUCCAUGGCUCUCGUUAUUCGUACUCUGUACCUGAUAUCACAGGCCAUAUCACUUUCUUUAAUAUCGACGAAAUCAAUCUUUUACGCGCAUCCGGCGACGCGGCCUUAAUAAGAGAAGACGUGGUCACAAGAAAUCGAUACAACAGUCGCCAGGAACAGUACAUAAUGAGUGGAUUCAAAUUCAGUACGAAUAUA